UUCAGACCUGAAAAACUCGUGCAUUUUUAGAGAAAAGGGGAGGGCGAGGGGGAUAUUUUGUCCAGCCCGCCUCCCACAGAGGAAAUCAACUUGUCGCCGAUUAUGCCGCUCGUAAAGUGGCGAGAGUUAAGGCCCAGUGCUGGAUCGGUGUGCCGUAAGACCCUUGAGACCAAGGAGGGUGCAUGGAGGGCUCAAGGCUCGUGAGUCCAGGUCGGUCGUCCCGCCUCCGGUUGGGACUGGUCUCGGUAGCCGCCGGCCUCCUCGGUACGGAGGCCCGGGCCGCCCCGAGCUCGCCGCCGAGCCCGGACAACGCGACGUGUCCGGGAAACUCCAAGUGCACGCCCGGAAUCAUCCUGCCAAUUUGGUACCCGGAGGACCCGUCCAUGGGGGACAAGAUCGCCCGGGUCAUCGUGUACUUCGUGGCCAUGAUCUACAUGUUCCUGGGCGUGUCCAUCAUCGCCGACCGCUUCAUGGCAGCCAUCGAGGUCAUCACGUCCCAGGAGAAGGAGGUGGUCAUCCGCAGGCCAAACGGCGAGACCACCACGGCCACCGUCCGCGUGUGGAACGAGACCGUCUCCAACCUCACGCUCAUGGCGCUGGGAUCCUCCGCCCCGGAGAUCCUGCUGUCCGUCAUCGAGGUCUGCGGCCACGAGUUCAAAGCCGGCGAGCUGGGGCCGUCCACCGUCGUGGGCAGCGCCGCCUUCAACAUGUUCGUCAUCGUGGGCCUGUGCGUGUCUGUCAUACCCCAGGGCGAGGUGCGCAAAGUCAAGCACCUGCGGGUCUUCUUCAUCACGGCCGGCUGGAGCAUCUUCGCCUACAUCUGGCUCUACAUGAUCCUGGCCGUCUUCUCGCCCAACGUGGUGCAGGUCUGGGAAGGCCUCCUGACGCUCGCCUUCUUCCCCGUCUGCGUGCUGCUGGCCUGGGUGGCCGACCGCCGACUGCUCUUCAACAAGUUCAUGCGGCGGAAGUACCGUUCCGACAAGCACCGCGGCGUCGUCGUCGAGACCGAGCCCGAGCGCUCCUCCAAGGGCAUCGAGAUGGACGGGAAGAUGGUCAACUCCCACUUCGCGGACGGCGGCGUCGACCCGGCGGGCCCGGCGGAGGGCCGGGAGGCGGACGAGUCCCGCCGUGACAUGAUCCGCAUCCUCAAGGACCUGAAGCAGAAGCACCCGGAGAAGGAGACGGACCAGUUGGUGGAGAUGGCCAACUACUACGCUCUGUCCCACCAGCAGAAGAGCCGCGCGUUCUACCGCAUUCAAGCCACGCGCAUGAUGACGGGCGCCGGCAACGUCCUGAAGAAGCACGUGGCCGAGCGGGCGAAGAAGUGCGCCGGCGUGGCCGAGGUGCGCGCGGACGAGCCCGAGGAGUACGUGUCCCGCGUGGCCUUCGAGCCCGGCGCCUACCAGUGCCUGGAGAACUGCGGCGCCGCCAUCCUCACCGUCGGCCGGCGGGGCGGCGACGUGGGCAAGACCGUCUGCGUGGACUACAAGACGGAGGACGGCUCGGCCAACGCCGGGGCCGACUACGAGUUCACCGAGGGCACGCUGGUCUUCAAGCCCGGCGAGACGCUGAAGGACAUCAGCGUGGGCAUCAUCGACGACGACAUCUUCGAGGAGGACGAGCACUUCUUCGUGCGGCUGGGCAACCUGCGCGUGCUGGAGACGGAGGAGGAGCUGCUGUCCGCCAACAGCCUCCCCUACCCCAAGGCGGCGCUCGGCUUCCCCGCCGUGGCCACCGUCACCAUCCUGGACGACGACCACGCCGGCAUCUUCACCUUCGAGAGCGGCGCCGUCCACGUCAGCGAAAGCGUGCGCGUCAUGGAGGCCAAAGUGCUGAGGACGUCGGGCGCCCGGGGCACCGUCGUCGUGCCUUAUCGCACCGUGGAGGGGCUCGCCAAGGGGGGCGGCGAGGAUUUCGAGGACGCCUACGGCGAGCUGGAGUUCAAGAAUGACGAGACGUGCAAACUCAUUCACGUGAAAAUCAUCGACGACGAGGAGUACGAGAAGAACAAGAACUUCUUCCUGGAGCUGGCCGAGCCCCGCACGGUGGACGUGAGUCUCCAGAAAGACGCUCCAGACAGGAAGUUGACGUCCGACGAGGAGGAAGCCAGACGCAUCGCCGAGAUGGGCAAACCGGUUCUGGGCGAGCACGCCAAGAUGGAGGUCAUCAUCGAGGAGUCCUACGAGUUUAAGAGCACCGUGGACAAGCUGAUCAAGAAGACCAACCUGGCGCUGGUGGUCGGCACCAACUCGUGGAGGGAGCAGUUCAUGGAGGCCAUCACCGUCAGCGCGGACGAGGACGAGGACGACACGGGCGAGGAGCGCCUGCCCUCGUGCUUCGACUACGUCAUGCACUUCCUGACCGUGUUCUGGAAGGUCCUGUUCGCCUGCGUGCCGCCCACCGACUACCUGAACGGCUGGGCGUGCUUCGCGGUGUCCAUCGUCGUCAUCGGCCUGCUCACCGCCGUCAUCGGCGACCUGGCCUCGCACUUCGGCUGCACCAUCGGCCUCAAGGACUCGGUCACCGCCGUCGUCUUCGUGGCGCUCGGGACCUCGGUGCCGGACACGUUCGCCAGCAAAGUGGCGGCGGUGCAGGACACGUACGCCGACGCCUCCAUCGGCAACGUGACGGGCAGCAACGCCGUCAACGUGUUCCUGGGCAUCGGGCUGGCGUGGUCGGUGGCCGCCAUCUACUGGCACAGCAAGGGCAAGCCCUUCGUGGUGGAGGCCGGCUCGCUGGCCUUCUCCGUCACGCUCUUCACCAUCUUCGCCUUCCUGGCCGUCACGGCGCUGCUGUACCGGCGGCGGGCGCACAUCGGCGGCGAGCUGGGCGGACCCCGCGGGCACAGACUGGCCACGUCGGGCUUCUUCUUCGGCCUGUGGUUCCUCUACAUCCUCUUCUCCAGCUUGGAGGCCUACUGUCACAUAGAAGGUUUUUAGACGGGACUUCAUCCGGGAAGGACCCAGGAGGGUUCGCGGCACGACUCCCGACCCCGCCUCGAGCCCUUCCGCCGGGCUCACACGGAACGCGGUGCCGCCCGCCCUCCACCCCGCGCGGACCGCUAAGGUCGGAUUGCCCGGACGAUGCCAAGGAACGAGGUCCGGCGUUCCGCUGGGAGGAGACGACUGCAGACUUACUUCACGCACCUGGAGAGAUUCUAUUUUUCUCAACAACUUGACCAGGAGCGACAGUUUUUUUCUAAAAAAGAAAAAUAUUUUGCCGAUUUAAAAAAAAAAAGGAACAAAAUAAUAACAAAAAUAGACACGUGAUGGAGUCAUAAAGUGUUUAUUUAUUUUUCUUUUUUUUUUGCGCCGCAGAAAUCACAACCGCAGACAGUUCUUGAACGCAACCUCCACACUCUAUCUGUAUCGCUCUAUAAAUAUGAUAUAUAGUAUUUCCAUAUUUCCUGUAUAUUUUCAGCGUGCUCGCACAAAGUAUGAGGUCACUGGCUUAUCCCGGAGCGAAGUCUUGAUGUUUUUGGAGAGUCGCGUUAUGUUUAUUUUACUCAUAAAUGAAUACGCAUUCUCGCUGUCACGCCACCGUUGCCGCGGAGAUACAGCGGUUACGUUCAGAGAGGUAUUUUUCUACUUUUUCCCCCUCCAUUGCACUUUUCUGUAGACUUCCAUGUAUGGCGCACUUUGCAAGCAAGAACAAUUGAUGUUACAAUGAAACUUUUUUUUUUAUGAUUUUUUAUUUUUUUUUUUGCCACUUGGGGACAGCAAGCUGGAAAAAGUAAGAUGGUGAUUUUUAUUUUUUACACGUCAUUUCAUGCAAAGUACCAUUUAAAUUUUGGGGCAAAUUUAGUGAAAAAAAUAUAUUUAUGGCUUUUAUUUUUAUUUAUUAAAUUAUAAAUGUUUUAAAAUUAUAUUUUGUGACAAAAAAAGGUGGAAGGUAAUAUCACAACUGUAAUAAAACCACUACUCUAACACCACUUACCAGACACCUUCCAAUUUAUUUUCGUUUAAUCAAAGUUACCAUUCAUUAAGUUGCUAUAUUCAUUAUUAUUAUUAUUAUUGUUUUAUAAUAAAUCGUGCGGGUGAUAACACCACUACUUAUCCAGUAGCUUCCCCUUUUGAGUCCACAUGCCUAAUAGCGCUCUGCCAAAUGCAGCUAUUUAAAACUUAAAUGCACUCACCAAAAGUGUUUUUUAAUAUACAGUGGAACCUCCAAAGUCCAAAAUACCAACCCCAAAAAUAAUGAAAUAAUUUAUAAUAUAAUAUAAUUUAUUGACAUUCCAACCUCUGUCAUGCUUUCUAUAUAAAACAAAAAAACUGUAAAGAAGUUCUGUGACUUUGAAGGUUCGACUGUAAAAAUGCAGUGACAUUGUUUGUCCACCAGGAGCAGUGUUUUCUCCUAUUUUUGUCUUCUUUUCAAGUAGAAAAGCGACUGUACAUAAAAGACACAAAAUGGAAAGUUUAAAGCGCUUGUGCUGCAUUUUAUUAGUUUUUUUUUGUUUUGUUAUUUCGCUUUCCUGUCACUGAAACCAACCAAAUCGAUGAUUUUUCUCUUUGCCUUGACUUGUUUUUUUUUUUUUAAUAUUGCUCCAGGAUGUGUGGUGGAGUUAAAAUAAUAAUAAUAAUUUAAAAAAAAAAAAAAGCUAAACAUCAGUAAUGUGACUUUAUAGGGAACUGACUGGACUUUGUGAGCGUUUCACUCUUUUGGUCUUUUGUAAAAGGGAUGUGGUACUUCACAUUUUAAUAAUUUUUCCGGGCCGGCCAUCAGAUGUCAAAUCUCAAAGGAAAAGAACUGAGAGAAAAAGACAAAACAAAUUUUCCAACGUGUUUUUUGGGGGGGAGAUUCUUAUUGUGGUUUAUUUUAUUCUCUACUGUGGAAUAAAAUCAGGUUUCUGAUUCACAACAAACAACCAAUUUUUUUUUCAUCAUUUUAUCAACUUUACAGGGCACAUUUUUUUCAUGACUUUUGAAGCAUCCUUAUGUUAGAAGGCAUAUUAUUUUUCCCAGCUUAUAUGAGAUAUUUUUUCCCACCUCACGCGACACAUCUGUAAAAUGUCAAAGGCUAUUUUUCUGACUUUUUUAAAGCAUUAAUUUUCCAGUACUUUAUAGCCAUUUUUUCCAACAUUUGAGGCUGUCUGAUUUUUUAAGUAUAUUUUUCAGAUUUAUUAACAGAUUUUUAUUUGUCAUAUUUUAUGUUUUCAGUUCAGUUUUGAUUGUUUAAUGCGAAUUUUGGUGGUUUAUUUUUCCUAGCCUGGGGCGUGACAUUUUUUUUUAUAGG
Molecule: messenger RNA, 5232 nt
Organism: Syngnathoides biaculeatus (alligator pipefish)
Lineage: Eukaryota; Metazoa; Chordata; Actinopteri; Syngnathiformes; Syngnathidae
Gene: slc8a3
Product: solute carrier family 8 member 3
Exons: 7
Coding region: 183-2939 (918 amino acids)
Biological process (GO): sodium ion transmembrane transport; cell communication; calcium ion import across plasma membrane
Cellular component (GO): sarcolemma; axon; postsynapse
Molecular function (GO): calcium:sodium antiporter activity
Source: RefSeq, a predicted model, not a curated record